This is a messenger RNA of Myripristis murdjan (pinecone soldierfish), 1370 nucleotides long. RefSeq names its product small nuclear ribonucleoprotein 48 (U11/U12) (gene snrnp48). NCBI's taxonomy places the organism in Eukaryota, Metazoa, Chordata, Actinopteri, Holocentriformes, Holocentridae. The coding region runs from base 150 to 1205 and encodes 351 amino acids. The record is from RefSeq and is a predicted model, not a curated record. Gene Ontology annotation, cellular component: cytosol; U12-type spliceosomal complex; nucleoplasm. The transcript has 9 exons.
GGUAGUGCGCCUGUAGCUGCUUUGAUAACCGCCAGGAAAAACAACGAAGAAGAAGAAGCGGCAGCGUAGCAGGAAGCGGCAUAAAGAGAAAUGUUGUAGUGCGUUUCUGUCUCGAUUUUGCCCUGAUUUUGGUUGAAAAACACACAAAAAUGUCAGAUGUUUUGGGAGCAGACUCUGUGCAGGAUCGACUGGAGCGCCUGAAAGAGCUGACGGAGUUCACAGAAAACUGCCAGAAGCGAAUAAAUGAGGUUUUCCGGACGCUGGGCUGGACGCCGGAUCACCGCGGCGCCGCGCAGGAUGAGAUGCAGUCAUGUCCCUUCAACCCCGACCACAGAGUCCCGCUGAGGAGCCUGGAGAGACACAAAGCCUCCUGCAGGCUCAGGCAGAUGGGCUACUCCUCUGAGGAACAGGCCGAGAUGUGCGAGCCGUCCGUCUGCUACGAGAACACCAGCGUCAGGAGCUUCACCAUGGAGAAGGACGUGCAGCAUCAGGUGAUCCUCCAGGCCAGAUCCGCCGCUCCGCUCAUGAGGAUGGAGGGAGUCUUCUGGCAAGGUCAGUACUCCAGCCAGCCGGUCGACGUGCCUCAGAGCCACAAGCGAGCCGUGUGCGACCUCACUGUGGCCGACCGAUUGGCUCUGUAUGAUCAUGUGAUCGACGCCAUCAGCCAGCAGAGGGACGCCGCCGCCGCCACCGCCGGCAGCAACGAGGAUCUGUAUGUGGAUUUGGUGGCCAAGCUGAAAAAGGACGAGCAGCAGAAUGAGCCCAAGUCCCACCUGGAGCUGAUGGCCGAGAUGAGAGACUACAAGAGGCGGCGUCAGUCCUACCGAGCCAAGAACGUCCACAUCACCAAGAAGACCUACACCGAGGUGAUCCGCGAGGUGAUCGAGGUUCACUCAGGAGAGCUGGCCAGGCAGUGGAGGGAUGAGGAGAGGCAGGAGGAGGAGGAGGAAGAGGAGGAAGAGGAGGAGGAGGCCAGGAGGGCAGCACGCUCCUCACACAGGCGGAGGUCGGCGGAGCGGCGCUCGGCCUCUUCGGAGUCGCAGCGCUCACACGGCCGCCGCCGCCGCCGCAGCCGAGAGAGAAGCUCCGACCGAGAGAGCAGGAAGAAGAAGAAGGAGAGGAGGGAGUCCCGCUCGCCGGACGACAGGCACCGCGAGAGGAAGAAGAAGAAGAAGAAGAAGAAAGACGAGGAGAAGGAGAAGUGAUAGUGCUGAAUCGGCGGAGGGCAUUGAGGUCGUUUUGACCUCCAGACUCGACAGAAUAAUGUCAGGGAUUAUGUUGUGGAAAUUCAUGACAUUUUAAUUGACACGCCUGCGGGGAGCCACGGGAAACGUGUGGAACAUGAAUGUUAAUAAAGUUCUGAGAACCUG